Messenger RNA from Mizuhopecten yessoensis (Yesso scallop), 3830 nucleotides. RefSeq lists its product as uncharacterized. NCBI's taxonomy places the organism in Eukaryota, Metazoa, Mollusca, Bivalvia, Pectinida, Pectinidae. Gene Ontology annotation, molecular function: protein binding. The coding region runs from base 91 to 2097 and encodes 668 amino acids. The transcript has 2 exons. The record is from RefSeq and is a predicted model, not a curated record.
CUCCCGGACGAAUAAAAUGUUGAGCGUAAAAUCCUGGCUUGGUUAUAUCUGAGAAUCUCCACUUCGCUGGUGUCCGAUGAAAGCUUGCAUAUGGACCAGGAAAGCAUGUCAUCACUACUGGCCCAGAUCAUGGAUGACAUGCACGGUACGGAGGAAAUAGUACGCAACAGAAGAAAAGUGAUUCUCGUCGACGAGUUUAUCCUAAACGCCAAGAAAAACGACGGGAAAAUUUCCGUUGGAGGCAGUGUAGGGGGUGGCUUCCUUAUGGACACCUCAGAUUUAGACCAAAUGUGUACACUUCUAGGCGUGAUUGUAAUAAAUCCCGAACAGAUAUACAGCUUUGAUCGUAACAACGAACACAAGAUUGUUCUUUUAAUGAGGAAGGGUGAUUGCAGGCCUGGGUAUGUUACUCUUGAAAUAUUGCAGCUUGCAGAAAUAAAUCCUUUCGGUUUUCGAAAUGCUGUUGUCCGCAUUGGAGAUUCCAUGUUUGUAUCCAGUGAUAUUUACAGGCAGGGAAUGGUAGAUAUGUAUACAGGGGAGUACGAUCUGGUCUCAAAUGGACCUUGCGUGUCUUUAUUAUCAACAAUUCAUCCAGAUCACGAUAUCGCAUUUGCUUUUCCAUGCUUGUGUUGGCCAAGAGGCGCUGAUGAAUGGGUACAUCGAACUCGCCUUCAUGGUUGGCCAACUCAGACAAUGAUUGACAGGAUUGUACAGGGUGGCUGUCAUGUCGUACCUGUUGGUGAUAAAUCUUCAACAGACACGCUGCUACAAUGGAGGAUUUCAUUUGCAUGUGCAGAACGACUAUUAGUUCAUUCUCUCACUCAUCCACAGUUCAGGUUAUAUGGAUUACUGAAAUAUUUUCUUACACAGAUCAAAGAGUUGUUAGACCAUAUUAUUGGAGACAGCGAUAUCCUUUGUUCAUAUUUCAUUAAAACAGUCAUCUUUUUCGCAGUUGAAAAUUCUCCAUCUGUGUUAUGGCACGAAAGAAACACAUUUCUAUGUCUACGCUUCUGUCUCAGUAUUUUGACUGCAUGGGUUAAAUCUGGUUAUUGCCCAAACUAUUUCAUUCAAGACAAUAACCUGUUUUUAAGGAAGGUUCAUGGGGAAAACCGACAAAAAAUUCUACAUUUCCUGAGAGAUUGCUAUGACCUGAAAUGGCCCAGAGUGUUUUUGUCAGUAGAGUCAGUCGUUACGUUUGACCUUAAAAAGUUGCUUCAGGAAAACCAAAACAAAGGGACGAACCAAAACAGUGAAUGUGAAAAGGAUUUAGACCUAUUUCGUAUAUGUCUUAAUGCAUUUGACCAUUCCGACAUAACUAGGGAAAGCCUUGAUGUUUCAUUACGACUUCUAGUUGUAGCAGAAUCUGAUGUUGAUGAAUUCAUUGCUUAUCGUGCAAUGACUACUGCCCUGUACAACACAGGGAAUAGCUUGUUUCCUGAGUACAAUACUACUGGUAGUAACAAGCAGAACUAUAGAGCUCUGAGGAAAUCUAAACACAUGUUGAUACCACAAGCGUCAAUGUGUACGAGUCCGGGACUUAUGAUGUUGGCAACAUUCCAUUAUCUCACUGGCAAUUACAGAAAAGCACUUGCGAUGUGUGCAGAUUUGAUGUCGACGUUAAAAGUUCACCUGGAUGUAGAAAUCCCAGAGAAUUCCCGGGAACGGUACACGAGGUUGUACUGUGGGCAAGUAAACACCUUGUACCAUAAACUGAAGUCGGGGGCUUAUACAUGUGUAACUUUUAACAAACGCAACAUUUGUCUGAGUUUACCACAGCUGCACCUCGAAAUCAGAAAACACACCUUUCCUUUAUAUAUACCUCCUUUGCCUUAUGCAGCCUUUCUCUCCUUCCUGUGCUACCAUGAUCUUGGUGACUCGAGGAGACGUGACAAAGAACUCACGAACCUUCGGGUGGUGAACUAUGACCCUGAACAAGGAGGACAUGAGUACUGGAUAGUACACACACUGCUAGGGAUCUGUUACCAAACAGCGGGGGACAAUCGCAGGGCCAUUAGGUCAUUUACGGAUUCUCUACAUGUGAUGCCUGAAAAGAAUCCUGCUUUAGAGAGAAUAGAGAAUCUACGGAAUUCUCAGUAGACAAAACAUCACAAUAUAUCAAGACAGUGCAAUACAAUCAGUAGGCUCAAGAUGUGAAAGUGGACAACGGACAAAAAGGACGCUUGUAUGUCAUGAGCGUACAAUAUAUCCAAAGACACACCUGCUGUGAACGUUAGGAAUUCCUGUUGCUUUGCUGUGUAGAUUUUUCGUAUUUAUAUUAACCUCCUGUCUAAUCCCACUGAAAUUUAACACUCGGAAACACUGUUUAUGACUUUUUUCAUCUUUUUGAUUUGUAUCAUUUUUCAUAACGGUGCCGUAAGGUAUGGUUUUCUUUUCAUACAUUAUUUAUCAGAGCUAUAGUCAUGCCGGGUAACAGUUUCUUAGUUACAGUUGUCACGGUGGUACGGAGAACCUUAACUAUGGGAAAGAGGCAUUAUGAGUUUUUAGUGAAUAUUGUUCUUGUGCAUAAUAAUAGUUAAUUUAUGAUGGGGGAUCAAGUCAUUUGGGCGCCUUCUUAUAUGUAAAUACAACCAUGAUAAUGUACCGAAAGUUUAACUACUUAUUAGAUAUCAAGGAUGAAAAAUAAUAGAAUUAUUCAGUAAAUAAGACUAUUUUCAGUCACAAAUGUGCAUAUUUAGAUACUUUAAUCGCAAAAUAAUUGAAGGCUCAGGACAGUCGAUAAUAACCGGAGAUGGGUAAAGAGGUGAUUGAAAACAAGGAAGAGAUUUUUUUUACAAUUUGCGGAAAUAUGAUAGAAUGAAGAAAUGGCUGGAUUUUUCAGUAAGAGUUAACGAAUGAUGAAUUACUUAAGGCAUCUGACAUCGUGUCUCUUUUAUGUCCAGACAGAUUUCUAGACAUCUUGUCCUUUCUCGCGAGAUUAUACGGGAUUUACAUGGUAGUAUGUGCUCUAAUCCAGUAGUCUGUUGUGGCCUGUCGUUGGUUACAAUGCGAUGCUACAAAAGUUUAUGUAUUUUAAUGAAAAUGACAUUUCAUACAUGAAUCUAUUAACAACAAGUGUAAAGGAUAAUAUUCAGAUGAUUCGUCAUUUGUGACCCAGAUAUUCGAUUACAUUUCCGUUUUACAUUGACACUAUUCCCCAUUUCGCAUGACACACAAUGUAUACACAUGGUAAACAGAAAUGUUGUAUUCAAUAUUGUGUGGCUGUGGUAAAGUACUAGUUAUGUUUUUAAUAAUGGUUUCAUUCAACUUAAUUAUAUGUUUAUGGCUAAUCAAAAGUGCUGUCGGAACAUUAACUGUAUUAAGAACAGAUGGAUUAAGAUUCAAAUACAAGCCUUGCAUGUUUCGGCCAUGUUACACUACUAUAUGAAAUGCCAUGAAAGAUUCAUAAAAACAUGAGAAAUAAUUAUCACAUGAGAAAAUUUAUGAAAAUCCCCUCAGAAAUACAAUGUACCUUGAAUUUGCCAUGAAAAACCAUGAAAGAAGACUUUUCAUGAAUAGACCUAAAAAUGGUAUCACAAGGCAUUUUCAGAACCAGGAAAAUCCGGUCAUGAUAUAAUCUUAAUGAUCGAAUUUGUUGUCGUAAAAUUAACCAUGAAAACGGAUAUAAUAUCUCAGAAGCAUGAAAUGAACGCAUUUAUAUAACUCUAGUUUUUUUCAAAAACUUAUGUCAGAAUGGAACAAUCCAGCCUGUCUGUUUCCCACUAUGACAUCUCUUGGAGCUCAGAAAAAGGUAUGUUUACGUUCAUCCCAUAUGGAUGUUCACCCAAUAUGUAGUAACAUUUAUAAAUAUCACGAUGAUAGACGAAUAUAUA